AUGUUACGCAAAAAAACUAGAAAUCACGGAGAUGCUUCUAAGAGACAAUCCAUGUUUAUGGAAACUAUGGUUAAUUCCUUUAGUUUACAUCAGGAUAAACCCACUAAUAGUAAUAGACCCUUAGAUUAUAUUUCAGACCCAAUUCCAAUGGAGAGUACCACCAGAGUUCCUGUUAGAUUAUCCAGAAGAGAAUACUCAUUAAGAUCCUCGGAAACGAAAGUCAAAGCAUUAAAAAGAAGUAGUAUGAUGCUCGAUGGUAAUAUCAUAAGAGAUUAUAAUCUUGCAGUUAAAGGAAUGAAUGAUGAACAAAAUACAACGAGAAGUAAUUCGGAAAGUAGUAUAACAUCAAAUCAAAGUAGCAUAUCAUCACUUUUUUCCAAUGGUAAUUCUAAUAAUUUACGCGAUUUAUUAUAUGAAGAAUUGGAUACAGUUCAAAUGGCAAACGAUAAUAACAGUAGUAAAAAUGAUACAUUAUGUGUAGAACCGUUACAAGGUACAAAAGCAUUAUUUAUGAUUAAGGAUAAUAUGAGAGAUAAUGGAUCGUGGCUGGACCCACAAGAAAUUGGAAUUAACGUAUUCUCUAAUGAAACUACACCUGAACUAAACCGUUCAAACAACAAGAAAUUUUCUAGAACUGUUCUAGACUUUAUUUAA
This is a messenger RNA of Maudiozyma barnettii, 654 nucleotides long. RefSeq lists its product as uncharacterized. The record is from RefSeq and is a predicted model, not a curated record. Lineage: Eukaryota; Fungi; Ascomycota; Saccharomycetes; Saccharomycetales; Saccharomycetaceae. Bases 1 to 654 code for a protein of 217 amino acids. The transcript has a single exon.